GAGAUACAUACAUUCUCCCGGAAUCAACCGGAGCAGGAGCGGUCGACCGAGAUGGGGGAUCUGGGAAAUGCCUCGUCGUCGUCGUCGUGCCGCGGCCGGAGGGGCCCGGCAGGGUUCGGGCUGGCGCUGGCCCGGCUGGUGCGGAGGCUGCGGAGGCGGAGCAAGAUGCUGCUGUGCAGUCCGGCUCCCACAGGCGGGUCGUCCCGGUGCCGCCAGUACGACCCGCUGAGCUACGCGCGCAACUUCGACGGCGACGGCUUCGGCUCGGCGCUGGACAACGAAGUCGCCGGCGGCGGCCACCUCUGCCACCACUACACCUUCGCCUCGCGCUUCGUGCUCUCCUCCUCCGACGCCCGCCAGCCGCACUAGGACGGCCGGCCCGCCGGCGAGCGAGCUGGUCGCAAGCAGGACUACUAGCGUAGCCAGAGCUACUACUCUGUUUUUGUCCGUUCUUUGUCCUCCGCGGCUUCAGCUAGAGCUGUUCUUUUCGUCCUAGCUGGUCUGCAUGUUCAUAUGUGGAGUCGAUUUCCAGGCCGGCCUCCUUGUCUCCCAAAAUUUGUGACCACUGGAGAGCUGCAGGAAAAUUAGCCAACUGGAUGAAAUGUU
Messenger RNA from Triticum dicoccoides, 606 nucleotides. RefSeq lists its product as uncharacterized. The record is from RefSeq and is a predicted model, not a curated record. Lineage: Eukaryota; Viridiplantae; Streptophyta; Magnoliopsida; Poales; Poaceae. The coding region runs from base 52 to 369 and encodes 105 amino acids. The transcript has a single exon.